AUGGAGGCUAUCCCUGGGGGGCAACAGCGCAGCAAACAUGUCGUGGACCGCAGAGUGAGAGAGCUCCAUCGCUAUUACCAGCCGGCUGGUCCGAGUGGUUUGGUCCCGUCCUGGUUACCGACAGGUGACGAGAUACCAUCAACCCAUACUCCCUCUUCAGGCACCACAACUACCCCUCCCGAUACUGAAGGAUCAGAAAAAGCAAAUAGCAGCACAACUUCUCGUCCAUCCACAGCAUUUGGUCCGGAGACGCUGGUGUUGGGCUCUUCCAACAAUACCCUGACCUCAUUUGCGCAGCUGGCUGCCUUGCGCCUGAACGUCGAGCGCGCAUUCAUCUGCGUCCUCGACCGAGACAAGCAAUAUAUUCUCGCUGAAGCCACAAGAUCUAUCAACUUGAAUGAUCCCUCUCUGCAUGACCAUAAGGAUGAACUUUGGGUUGGUUGUACGGGAAGCCACAAGGCAUGGACGUUGUGUCAGGAAACUGUUGCCUUGCCUCCCUCUGAUCGUGAAGCCGCCCACUAUGAACACCUCAUUGUGAAUGACUUGAAAGAAAGCGAACGAUUCAAGUAUCUAUCCUUUGUGGAGAACGAGCCAUUUUUUCGAUUUUAUGCCGGUACGCCGUUAACAACGGACAAUGACAUCAACUUGGGAUGUUUCUUCGUUCUCGACACCUCGCCCCGCAAGGGGCUGACAUCGCUGGAGAAGGACACAUUGGGAUCUUUGUCCAUGCUUGUGAUGGACUAUCUCAAAGUCUGUCGACAAGCCUCCGAGGGUCGACGGGCUGCUCGGAUUUCCAAGGGGCUCAGUUUCUUCGUGGAGGGCAGCUCAAGCUUCAUAGAUAGUGUGGACCCGUCACGAGCCGACAGCUGCGUCCCACACUCUGCAACACCACCCUUGAGCAAUAAUCGCAUCAGCGUGUCAACGGGUUCUCGUGGUAGUCACAGCCACAGUACUGGUCACUUUUCGCAAGAAGCUUCUCACAGCCCACCGAAUGAUCGGUCCCUCAGCAACGACGGGCGAUCUGUGGGCUCUGGCGCUUCUGCUACCUCCGAGUCUAAACUCGACACCAGCACAUCGGGUGGGAUGAGCUCUUUGCCUGAGUGGAUCACCAGCAGCAACCGUGACCGACUCCCCCGGAUGACUCUCAUGGGAAUUCGUGGUGCUUUCGCCGAGCUGCAAACUUACUCCGUGAAAGUCUUGAUCUCAGUAGCGAUGGGGGCUGGAAGUGAUUUAUCAGGGAGUGAUACAGGUGGACCCGCUACAGUCCUCUCGAUGUCGACUGUGGACGAGCCGUUUUCCCCGCGAGCAGGAUCAAUGGCUAGCUGCCCGGCUGCCAAUUUGGAUCGAUCCUUCCUACGCUUAAUGCUGCGGCGUUACCCACGGGGCAAGCUUUGGUCAUUUCACCAAGAUGGACUUAUUUCGACAUCGGAUGACGAUGACCGAGAGCCUCAGGCCAACGGCUCACCUGCCGCAAAUACCAAUCGGUCUUUUCCUGGUGCUCCGCCGAUAGAUCUUGUGAAGCCUAUAGGGAAGCGGAUGAAGGCAGCAGAGAAUUCUGUGCUGAAUCAAUUUUUCCCUGGUGCCACUCAGAUAAUUUUUGUGCCUUUGUGGAAUGCUGUCUUUAGCUCGUCUGUUGAAUUGAGCUCUGUCCUCGGAUUUGGAUCUUCCGUCAUGGCUGAAUACAGCCGAGUGGAAUCACUCAUUGCUGAUAGACAGAAAGGUGAUUUCAUUGGAAGUAUCUCACAUGAACUUCGAAGCCCAUUGCACGGAAUUCUAGCCGCAGCCGAGUUCCUGAAUGGCACGAAUCUCAAUGAAUUUCAAGAUUCGUUGCUUGAAACAAUCAACGCCUGCGGCAGGACUCUUCUCGAUACUAUGAAUCAGAAGGGAAACUCCCUUGAUUUCAAAGGCACGGAUAAGCUGGCGUCUCACCUGGACUCAUACGUUGUGACAGAUUUAGCUAUUCUGGCUGAGGAAGUCGUGGAGGGCAUUUGUCUGGGUCAUGCUUACGGUCAAAACUCGACCGCGGCUGCCGAUUUACCGGUUCUCUUGCCGCAGCGAUCGUCGAAGCCACACAGCCGGUCAAAUGUAGAUGUGGUCAUCGAUAUCGCCCACCGUGACUGGGUUUACCGCACACAGCCAGGUGCUUUACGCCGGAUUAUCAUGAAUCUUUUCGGAAACGCGAUGAAAUAUACCGAUUCAGGUAGCGUUACCCUAAGGCUCGACGCGUCAUGUCACUCUGAUGGUCGUUCUCGACGUCAGGGAUUAGAGGACAUGGUAGUUUUAACAGUGACGGAUACCGGUCGAGGCAUUUCAGAAGAAUUCCUUCGCGGACGGCUAUAUACCCCGUUUGCCCAAGAAGAUUCUCUUGCAGUUGGAACUGGCUUGGGUUUGUCGAUCGUCCGUAGCCUAGUCAAGGCCUUGAACGGAAAUAUUCGCAUUCGCAGUCGUCCUGGAGAAGGCACCAUCGUGCGUGUUGCGCUCCCCCUCGCAAGACCGGUGGGCGAGGAGAGUCCUCCUGUCGAGCCCCAUACCCAUGAAACGCAGCAGAGCGAAACUCUGACGCAAACUCUCCUAUUGAGAGAGGGAUAUCCUGGCAAGCGAGCUGCCAUCUGGGGCGCCGAUCCUGCGACUAUUGCUGAAAAUUCUACAUGGGCAGAGAUAGCAAAAUAUAUGACAGAAUGGUUUGGUAUUGAGAUUUUUGGGUGGCCUUGCCUCUUACCUCUCGACAUUCUUCUAGUUCAUGAAUCUGAUCUUCCAGAAUUGCGCAACACCGGCUUCUCGGCAACUUUGCCUUCCCUUCUCAUUCUCUGCCACAAAUCAGUCGACUAUAGCAUGGCACGAUCUGAGUGGCUACCUCUUGCAUCGUCAGUUGACAUAAUCCGGCGACCAUGUGGGCCCCAUAAGUUGGCCCGCAGUAUUUUGAAGUGCCUACAAAAUUCCCAGUCGACAGUUGUCACUCCUUCAUUGGUUUUGAAAGACCCGAUGGACAUGCCCAUUCGAAGCGCUGGCCAUUCCUCGACUGCCACUUCUCCGAUCCAUGAUUCACACGUCGCCUCUCCUGUUAUUCCAGAUGUCGCAUCGGAGCAACUCGUCAGCACUGAUCCACUUGCCCGCACGGAACUUGCCCCAAACGCACCAUCGGUCAUCACCGCAUCGCCUGACGCGAUUCUUACCGCCCCCUUACCAGCACCAUUGACCGAAGGCAGCAUUGAUGCAUCCAGACAUGCACGAGUCCUCGUUGUUGAUGAUAAUCGAAUUAAUCUCAAUCUCAUGAUGACAUUCAUGAAGAAACGCAGCCUGACCCAUUUUGCUGCCGCAGAGAAUGGCAAGCUAGCUGUUGAGGCAGUGGAACAGGCACCAUGUCACUUUGAUAUCAUUUUCAUGGACAUGUCUAUGCCUGUUAUGAACGGAUUUGAAGCUACUCGCGCAAUUCGAUCACUAGAGAGAGAGCGAGAUAGCAUCGGAUCGACAAUCAUUAUCGCCUUGACCGGGUUGAGCAGCUCGCGUGAUGAAUCGGAGGCCCUCGCAUCCGGUGUAGAUCUAUUCCUGACCAAGCCCGUGUCUUUCCGAGAAGUUUCACGUCUUCUUGAUGAGUGGGAAAAGGAUGGACUGAAAGAUGAACGGAAGCCAAACUUAUGA
Molecule: messenger RNA, 3639 nt
Organism: Penicillium macrosclerotiorum
Lineage: Eukaryota; Fungi; Ascomycota; Eurotiomycetes; Eurotiales; Aspergillaceae
Exons: 6
Coding region: 1-3639 (1212 amino acids)
Biological process (GO): protein autophosphorylation; phosphorelay signal transduction system
Molecular function (GO): histidine phosphotransfer kinase activity; phosphorelay sensor kinase activity
Source: RefSeq, a predicted model, not a curated record